Messenger RNA from Gigantopelta aegis, 618 nucleotides. RefSeq names its product apolipophorins-like. The record is from RefSeq and is a predicted model, not a curated record. Gene Ontology annotation, biological process: lipid transport. The transcript has 3 exons. Gene Ontology annotation, molecular function: lipid carrier activity. NCBI's taxonomy places the organism in Eukaryota, Metazoa, Mollusca, Gastropoda, Neomphalida, Peltospiridae. The coding region runs from base 7 to 570 and encodes 187 amino acids.
AUUGGGAUGAAGGUUGUCAACACCUGGCACUCCAGUACUGCUAUACAAGGACGAAUCGAACUCAACCGCGGCAGAGUACUCCGUGUGAAACUUAACAUGCCUCAGGACAAGAUAGAAAUACUCGAUGUCAAGACGUCGUUCUUUAGACUCCACGGAUUCUCAGAAAACAUCCAGAGGAUGCUAGACAAAGAAGAGAAAACUAUAAACGUGUGCUCGGGGUCAAGGCUGGCCAAGGUCACAGGGCUGGAGCUGUGUGUGGACGUGAGCUAUGUCAACGCGUCACUGGUGGAACAUGCCCCCUACUUUCCCUUCACAGGGCCAUUUGACAUGGAGGUAUCUCUCAACAAGAGAGACAAACAUUCUGGCUACAACAUGCUGGCCAAGAGAAGUGAGUCCAAAACAGCCAGCACGAUUCAGUUUGCAUUUGACACUCCUGGCUCCAGUAUUGACCGGACCCUGGCCUUUGAUUUAUCUGUCAACUAUAAGAAGAAACAGGUUGAUAUGUCGUUUGUGUCACCAUGGAAAAACAUAGCUGUUAAAGGCAAGCAGAUUUACUUUUUAUCAAAUUAGGGUAUUUGAGUUUGGUCUAAAUGUAUGUUAAACCACAUUAUGUAACAU